CAUUUAUGAAAAGGGCAGGAAUGAUUGGUGAUGUACCGGAGAGAGACGCACCUGAAGCAGCAGAGGGGCGACUUACCGGAGAGGAGCGCGCACCUGAACUGCGGAUAACGGUGCAUCCGGACUGGGGAGCGCACGCAUCUCAACACUGAAAUAUCAUUAACCACAAAAAAAAGACAUCGGAGGAAAACGGUGAACAUGAAACUCCACAAUGUUCCAAAUCAAACUCUUUGAUAGCGAGUCUCGUUCGUUGAUCGCGACAGUAACAGCUGAAUAAAAGGAGCGGCGAACAAAGAAUGAAAGAGAAAGAUGAAUCAAGGUGUUUGUGAAUGGAGACAGCGCUGCUUGGAGUCUCACUAUGAUGUACUACACUGGCUGUCCUAAACGAAGAAGGAAAAAAAAACACGCGAGUUAUGCUGGAGUUCAAAUUAAUUCCAUGUUUUUAUUUUAUAAACACAGAACAUAUGGUUCGGAGAGUUUAAUUUUGCAUCAGUAAGCGAUGAGUUUAAACCGGAGUUAUCUCUGGUAGUCGAUGUGGAGGACAUGAAAAGUUAAAAUGAAAGCUUGAGAAGCCUUCUUAAAAGUAAGAUCACGAAGGAAACAUGUACCAGGCUCUGAUGAAUAUGAACUGAAAAUGUAGGCUAAAUAUAUACCGCGGAAUCAUGACUGAAUGGAAACUGAAUGGAAGAUAACGGGACCUGUUGAUCGGCCCCGGUCAUUGCCAUUUCCUGCGUUUUUCUUUAAUGGGAAUAUCACCCUUAAACACGUGAUGUGGAUUUGUGUACAAACUUAUGCCAACUUCCACUGAACUAAGUGUCCGUGUGUGACAAGAGAAUCAAAUGGUUUUACGGAUCCGGCGAGUGCUAGACACCGAGGUCGGCUCACAGGCACCGCCCGUCUCCCACUCGGAAGGGGAUCUGAGGAUGUCCGAAGGCAGCCCCCCUCCGCUAAUAAACGCUUCUGCCGCAGAUGAGGGCACGGAGGACCCCCGGUUCCCAUGGGCGGUCUCUGUAUUGGCCACCGUCCUCAUCACCACUAUUGUAGUAGAUAUUUUGGGCAACUUGUUGGUGAUUCUCUCCGUCUUAAGAAACAAAAAACUCAGGAAAGCAGGAAAUGCCUUCGUGGUGAGUCUGGCUGUGGCAGACUUAGUGGUGGCCAUCUAUCCCUACCCCCUGGUCCUCUCCGCGAUCUUCCACAACGGCUGGAUCGCCGGCUACAUCCACUGUCAGAUCAGCGGCUUCCUCAUGGGCCUCAGCGUCAUCAGCUCCAUCUUCAACAUCACCGGCAUCGCCAUCAAUCGCUACUGCUACAUCUGCCAUAGCCUCAAGUACGACAAGCUCUUCUCCAACAAGAACACCGCGUGUUACGUGGUCCUGGUUUGGGUGCUGACCACGCUGGCCGUCAUCCCCAACUGGUUCGUAGAGUCGCUGCGCUACGACCCGCGGGUAUACUCCUGCACGUUUGCGCAGUCGGUCAGUUCUCUGUACACCAUCACUGUGGUGGUGGUCCACUUUAUCCUUCCCAUCAGCAUCGUCACAUACUGCUACCUGCGCAUCUGGGUCCUGGUCAUCGAAGUCCGCAAGCGCGUCAAGCCCAACAACAGGCUCAAGAUCAAGCCGCACGACUUCCGCAACUUCCUCACCAUGUUUGUGGUGUUCGUGCUCUUUGCCGUCUGCUGGGCGCCCCUGAACCUCAUUGGCCUGGCAGUGGCCCUCGACCCCCGGCUGGGUCUCGCCAUCCCGGGCUGGCUCUUCACCUCCAGUUACUUCAUGGCCUAUUUCAACAGCUGCCUGAACGCAGUCGUCUACGGUGUACUCAACAGCAACUUCCGCAAGGAGUACAAGCAGAUCGUGCUGACCAUCUUCAGACUGCGCUGCUAAGGGGCCGAGGGCAUUGGCCAGCGACUGACUGGAUCAGAAUAGGGAACCAGGGCUGAAUUCAGGCAUAGGCAAACUAGGCAUCUGCCUGAGGGUCCUGACAAAGUUACCAUAUACAUCAAAUGUAAAUGUUUAUGUGCAGGCAGAAACAUGGCCAGUUCUGGCUAGAACUGAAUUACGUGCGUUGCAGCGAAUGUGAAGUGACAGUGCUGGGGAAGUUACUCACAAAAGUAAUCCAUUACAGACAGAGGUGGAAAGUUCAGGUCAAGAAAGCACAAAUCCAGACCAAAGUUUUGUUUCAACCAACCAGUUGAAUAUAAAGAGUCACAGUCACAGAGUACUUGGUUGGUUGGGAAAAAAAAAAAAACAUGGUCUGGAUUUGUACUUUCUGGGCCUGAACUUUUCAUCUCUGUCUUUUGUAGAAGCUUCCCCAACACUGUGAAAUGAUAAGCAAUUUCUGGGUAUCAGGGCCUCCCAAGUAUAGCUUUGCCUGAUGUUCCUGAAAAGGUAUAUCUGGUCUUGCAGGGAAUAACUGAAUGUAAAUAAAAAUAUGCAUUAUUGAUCCAAGCUGAUUCAUUGACACCAUGGAGCGUUUUGAAGCUGCUCUCCAGAAUUGCUCACUGAAAUUUACUAUAUGUGAAGAUGUGUGUCCUUGUGUGUCUGUGUAUUUCUUAUGCAAACACAGUUCUUCUGGAAGCUGAUGAUUGCUACUCUUCCAAAGAAACAUUUCUACGUUAUUAAUCAAUAGGGUUGAUCAAUAGGAUGCACAUAUUUAGAGGCGAAGAAUAAAAGGCCGUCACAAUUAGAAAGAGCUCAUAUCUUGCUAAACUUACCUCUUGACACUUUGUGUCCUACACUGCAGAGAUUUGUCACAUCUGAACAGCAGUUCAGACAUUCACAGUUGAUUUAUUACUUACCGUGUGUGGCGUGAUCUGUGAUAGUUAUCCGUGGGCGGCGAAAUUCAACGUGCAAGCUGUCAGAGCAACAACACGGCUACAGGUGUCGUGGAGAUGCAGCUGACAGUCACUCGUCUGGUUUCACGGGUGUUUCUGCGGCCAACGGCACCGGUCCGAUGGGUCCCCUUAAAUGUGCCAAACCCUGAUUUACCAGGUUCAGAGACUCAAAAACCAGUUUGCUCUUUGCAUGUUCAAGGAAUCCACAAACACAGGGAGGAUCCUCCAUUAGAAUAUCACAGUCAGUUAAGGUGGAGAUUCUGUGAACGAUUGUGAGAGUUCCCAGAGUCGCUUAUUCUCCGGAACUUGUUUGUUGUGGUUGUAGCACAAACAAAUGGUUUCACUAAGAAAUACACCCUGAGCAGCAGGGAGAUACAACUGAAAUCACUCGUUUUGUCACAAUUAUCAAAUUUGCGUGACCAGGUCGGCUGUCCCACAAAAAAAAAAUGGACAGAUUAAAAUAACUUGGCUCUCGGCAAGUUUAUGGCAUGGCUGAGUUCAUUAAAGUAAUAAAAAACAGAAAAAGCCACCUAUAUGCAAUCAAAUUAUCAAAUUAUACUGUUACGGGUUUCCUGCUCCAGGACGCAUAGCAAGCAAACAACAACCAACCAACCAAAACAAAAUGAUAGAUGCCCCCUGGACCUUAUUUUUUAAUUAUCCAUAUAA
Molecule: messenger RNA, 3493 nt
Organism: Paramormyrops kingsleyae
Lineage: Eukaryota; Metazoa; Chordata; Actinopteri; Osteoglossiformes; Mormyridae
Gene: mtnr1al
Product: melatonin receptor type 1A like
Biological process (GO): G protein-coupled receptor signaling pathway
Cellular component (GO): plasma membrane
Molecular function (GO): melatonin receptor activity
Source: RefSeq, a predicted model, not a curated record